Molecule: messenger RNA, 3669 nt
Organism: Sycon ciliatum
Lineage: Eukaryota; Metazoa; Porifera; Calcarea; Leucosolenida; Sycettidae
Product: DNA mismatch repair protein Mlh1-like
Exons: 27
Coding region: 246-2660 (804 amino acids)
Biological process (GO): mismatch repair
Cellular component (GO): MutLalpha complex
Molecular function (GO): ATP hydrolysis activity; ATP-dependent DNA damage sensor activity; mismatched DNA binding
Source: RefSeq, a predicted model, not a curated record
ACAAGCUCGGCAUUGGGGGAAACCCCCAUGGCAUGCCCAGCUAGCUGCGGCAUAUGUACACGUGGUCCUGGCAAAGCGCGGGAACUCAAAUCGUAAAAAAACCUGCAAGAUCAAUACAACACACGUCUGACUUCUGGGAGAGUGGUUUGGCUGUGGGAUCGUUUAUUUUCACAUCACGAACAGAGUAAAUCCUCCAGUGAAAAGCCUUACUGCAUAUUGCCAAACUUCCUGCUUUCACAUACUCUAUGGCGUCGAUUCAGAGGCUUGACCCAGCCGUCGUCAAUCGCAUCGCAGCCGGCGAGGUGGUACAACGGCCAUCCAGUGCUCUAAAAGAACUGAUAGAAAAUUGUCUGGAUGCAAAGUCAACAUCAAUUCAGGUCACUGUCAAGUCGGGCGGCCUGAAGCUGCUGCAAAUUCAAGAUAAUGGCCACGGAAUCCGCAAAGGUGACAUGGGUAUUGUCUGUGAGCGCUUCACCACCAGCAAACUCCAGAAGUUCGAGGACCUGAACAGUAUCCAGACGUAUGGCUUUCGUGGAGAGGCUCUUGCCAGUAUCAGCCAUGUGGCUCAUCUGUCCAUCGUGACACGAACUGCUGAUUCGAAAUGUGCCUUCAAAGCAUCUUAUUGUGAUGGCAAGCUAACACCUCCCAAGCCGGGUGCAUCUGCUGACCCCAAGCCAUGUGCUGGUAAUGUAGGCACACAGAUCACAGUGGAGGAUGUCUUCUACAACAUGCCAACGCGGCAGCGUGCGCUGAAGAGUGCUAGUGAGGAGUACUCGCGCAUACAGGACGUGAUGACACGGUAUGCAGUGCACAAUGCCGGCGUUAGCUUCACUCUCAAGAAGCAUGGGGAAGGCAUUGCAGAUAUCCGUACUGCUGCCUCUGCAACCCGACAGGACAACGUCCGCACGUUGUAUGGUGCGAAUAUUGCCAGGGAGCUUUUGGAGAUGAAGUGUGCUGAUGAUCGAUGUGGUAUGCGCAUGGCUGGCCUUGCAACCAAUGCCAAUUUCAGCACGAAGAAGCUCGUCUUCCUACUCUUCAUUAAUCAUCGUUUGGUGGACUGUGUUGGCAUACGGCGAAUGAUUGAGAAUGUAUAUUCGGCGUACUUGCCGAAAAAUUCCCAUCCGUUCGUGUAUAUGAGCUUGGAGAUUCUACCGUGUAAUGUUGAUGUGAAUGUGCACCCAACCAAGCACGAGGUACACUUUCUGCACGAGGAAGCUAUCUUUGAGCAGAUCCGCUCCACGCUGGAGGAGACACUUGUUGGUGCUAACACAUCGCGUACAAUGUUUGUUCAGAGCCGUCUGCCUUGCAAUCUUCCAUCCAUGACCGAGACAGAAAGCGGAGCAAACAGCGCAGCGAAAGUUCAGGCACGACAGAUGGUACGCACAGACAAUCGCGAGCAAACCCUGGAUGCGUUCUUGCGACCACAGAGCCAGCCUGCGACCACACCAGCCGCCAGCAGUGCCCAGUCCGUCGCUCAGACGAGAUUGCAGCCGGCGAUUGCAAACACGGCGAUGACGACUGUGGGUGAUGACAGCGCGACAAUACCUCUUACCGAUGAUCAGCACCCGCCUGUGUCUGAGGGAGCUAGCGCGGAGCUGGCUAUGGACUGCGGGGAUGACACCGCACUCGGGAAUGCAGCUGAUCGUCACACUGUGUCAACUCCGCAAGCCAACAGAGCCACAUCUGUUGCGGACACUUCCGGAGAGAGUUUGAAGCGCAGUCAUCCGCAAGCGCUGGGCACACCGAGUUCAUCCAGAACCCCUGGUGUUGAGCUGUCAUCGAAGAGAAUCAAACGUACAGGCCGACCUCGCCGUGACUUGGGCUUAACCAGCAUCAACACUCUAAUUGAGGAAGUGAAGAGCGUCUCACAUCCGGGAAUCACGGAGAUACUGCGCAAUCACAAGUUUGUGGGAUGUGCACAGCCAACGCAUAGCCUGUUCCAGUAUCAGACUAAGUUGUACAUGAUCAACACGUAUCGUCUCAGCCAAGAGCUAUUUUACCAGCUGUUCCUGCAUGACUUUGCCAACUUUGGUGCGCUAAUGUUGGAGGAGCCACUGAAUUUGAAGGAGUUAGCAUUACUGGCACUGCAAUCUGCUGAAAGUGGCUGGACUGCAGAGGAUGGGCCACAGGAAACCCUUGCUCAGAAUGUGAUGGAUUUCUUCAAGACGAAAGCUGAAAUGCUGGAUGACUACUUGUGCAUGCGCAUUGAUGAAAAUGGUUGCUUGAGGACUCUGCCGCUGCUGCUGGAGAACUUUGUGCCUAAUCUGGAUGGCCUGCCGAUGUUGGUGUUGCGACUUGCCACUGAGGUUGACUGGACGUCAGAGCAAGGUUGUUUUGACACGCUGGCCAAAGAGUUCAGUUACUUGUAUGCUUACAAACCUACAUUGCCAGCAACACCAUCAUCACAUGUGUCCCAACCGACAGCGGGAGCAGCUGCGGACGCUCAAGGGGAUGCCGCAACCGAUUCCAGCGCGGCAGCAGACAGGCAGAAGUCGGAGAUGUGUUUCUGGAACAACCGGAGCUAUCGGUGGAUAGUUGAACAUGUCCUGUUCCCCGCAUUUCGCUCUCGUUUACUCGCUCCUCGCCGAUUUGCCGAUGACACUACUCUGAUUCAACUCGCUGACUUGCCGGACCUGUAUCGUGUAUUCGAGCGCUGCUGAUCUUCCCAACUUCCAUGCAUGCAGUAAGGAAGAGCUGUGCUUACAAAUAUGUAUUGUGCCAUUCCACGGCGGGGUGAAAUGACCCUGACCUGCUGCAGAUUUCCCCGCGGGCCGGGUUAUGUUUCCCCUUAUCUACCAGAAUCAGUAGCAAUGUGUAUAGAUUGCUCGACUGACUUCUAGUACCUGUUUCCCCUCAUAGUCCCUAUAAGGACAUUCUAGAUCAUCAUUAUCAUUGUGCCCUGAAUCUACGUAUCUAUAUCUGUGCUACCCACACCCUGGCUUAUCGAAUCUUACUUUGCUGGUACUCCAUUUCGCAAGUUCGAAUCCUCUGAAACAAUCCGGAAUACCUUCCGAAAAUAUAGUCGCCUCCGCGAAAGACUGACUGUAUCUGGAUAGACGGCAACUGCUCGAGUUGCCCUGGUAUUCAAGUUGACAUAUGGACGAAUCCUAUUGUUGUUACCAGUAAUGUGCCACUGCUCCUCUUCUAUGACUUUGAUAUCUCUCUCUCUCUCUCUCUCUCUCUCUCUCUCUCUCUCUCUCUCUCUCUCUCUCUCUCUCUCUCUCUCUCUCUCUCUCUCUCUCUCUCUCGCUUUUUCAUCUCAUUACAAAAAUUCUGCGCAUUUUUUUCUCCAUCUGCGCUUAAAAUCUGGACUGACAACCUGCUUGUUAAAUCAUGCACCUGCUUUCAGGCGUAAAAACCCUGUUGUAGAGGUCUCAGUCCUCAUUUGUUAGACUUACCUGUCUUUGUAAAUGUAACUUACUCCCCCCCCCCCCUCCUCCCUCUCUCUAUUUAUCUACCUAUCUAUCUCUCUCUCUAUCUCUAUCUCUCUCUGUCAGAGGGCUACGUUGUUCUCUGUCAGGGACUAUAAGUAUGGGUGUUACUCUGUAACCUGGGCACUGGCAAGUGCUGCUCUGCAUUCUGGCCAGCAAAAAAGUACUUUCUAUUCUACAUGUACUGGCAGUUGCCCAUUUAAAUUCAGUAUUUACUGAAAAAAACACAGGACUUUCU